Molecule: messenger RNA, 2256 nt
Organism: Acipenser ruthenus (sterlet)
Lineage: Eukaryota; Metazoa; Chordata; Actinopteri; Acipenseriformes; Acipenseridae
Exons: 11
Coding region: 302-1777 (491 amino acids)
Biological process (GO): T cell activation; interleukin-15-mediated signaling pathway; positive regulation of ERK1 and ERK2 cascade
Cellular component (GO): membrane raft; external side of plasma membrane
Molecular function (GO): protein tyrosine kinase binding; MHC class II protein binding
Source: RefSeq, a predicted model, not a curated record
AACCGCUCCAGGCUGUGUGUGUCACUGCUUCCUGUGCUGCAGUGAGUGAGAUUUCCUGCGAUCUGUGCCUGUGUAUAACAUGCAGGCCUCUCUGCUGCAGAUACCAGCUCUGAGGACUCGACUCCACACCACCGCAAGCCAAUCAAACAGCGAGGGACUCUGUUUCCAGCCAAUCGGAGAGCGAGUGCUGUAGACGUUUGCUAGAAAAGUUACCGACACCACGGCAGUUGAGAUUGAAGCGGUCUCUGUGAUCUUUGAAGUGAAGCUGCGUUCGUCUGAGUUGAUGUUCUGUUGAGGAGAGAUGUGUUUGUACGACAGGAAGGCUGUGUUCGUGUUGCUGUGGGUGUGGUGUGCAGUGGCUCUGGAUGCUAUGGCUGCCAGUAGGAAUGUGUUUGGGGUCGUUGGGGAGAAGGUGGAGUUACCCUGUGGGACCUUGGCACAUAGCAAGUUCAGUGUGGUGUGGUCAUUCGGAAAACAGGAGGGCAGUCAACCACAGAAAUUUAUCAAACAAUCUUUCCCAGGAAGCCAGAGAAAAGACUCGAGUGACAUUGCCAAGAGAUCGACCCUGAGUAAUCAGGAAAACUCCCUCAUCAUCAAUCCUGCAAAAGCAGAGGAUGAAGGGUAUUUCCACUGCCUGCUGUCGGGGGAUACCGGUAGCAAAGAGAACAAGUACAGGCUGCGUCUGCUUAAAGUCCAUGCAGACCCAGACGGCCCUGUCCUAAGCUCUCAGAGUGUGACUCUAACCUGCGAUGUCAAGGACAUUUCUGACUUGGCCAUCAAGACCAGUUGGCACGACCCCAGAGGGACUCAGAUGAUGGCUUCAAGGAAGCAAGAAAAUAAACUUGUGCUUAAUAAUUUAACUGCGAAGGUUUCCGGGGACUGGAAAUUCCGAGUGGAAUACAACAACAAGACUGUGGAGGCCACGUACAGGAUGGUGGUCAUAGGUUUCGUCGACCCGCAGCCUGUAAUCAGAUACACCCGUCCUCGAGCCAGCGUGCUCCUACCCUGCCUGAUUGACAAGGUGAUGGGCACAGUGAAGUGGGACCAUGUCAUCCGUGCUGGCCUGCGAGGGGUGGAGUGGAGCUUCAUUCCAGACACAGGCAAAGAAAGAAAGAUAUUGUCUAUGAACACGACCGGGGCAGACAUCCCCUGGGUGAUCCCGGGGCAGAACCACAAGUUCCGUUACAGCACCUCUGAGAGGAACUCCAUGAACUUCUCCUUGCUCAUCUCGGAUGUCAGGCCAGUGGACGAGGGGGAGUACCGGUGCCAUACCCAAUUCCAAGGAAACAAUCUGACAUCCGUGGUGCAUCUGGAGAUCCUGAAAGUUAUCUCUGAGCCUGAAGGCCCCAUUGUGGAGGGGACAGGAGUCAAUCUGUCCUGCGUGGUCCGGAAAGAGGCCGCAGAGUUCAAAGCAGAAUGGAGCGCAGCCAGGGGCCCCAAACAAGAGAUCCAGACCCACGCUGUAGCCGGAGGACUGGCGCUGCGUGUGGACAGCUUGACGAAGGAGCAGGCCGGGCCAUGGAAGUGCAGCGUGUUUAUCAAAGGACACCUGCAGACCAGCCUGGAGUACACGAUCACUACAGCGAGGCCCCCUGUAGAUGUGUGGUUGGUUCUGCUGGUAGGGGGCGCUGUGCUGCUGUGCACUCUCCUGGUCCUGCUCAUCUACUGCUUCGUCAGGAGACGCCCUGCGAACCCCAUGCAUAGAAGACCAAGAAGAGGCCGAACAAAGUAUUGUAAAUGCAAGCAUCCCCAACCAAAAGCGUUCUACCGAGCCUGAAUCCCAGGAGGCCGGGACUUCCGACACUGCAGCCAGGAAUUCAUUAUUAACAACAUUAACAAGCUGGUCCUCUACUGGCAGCUUUUACCUGUCACAUCUGGAGCCCUGUUGUCCUGUCCAGACUUUAAUGAACUGUUUUAAUAAUAAUUACUCUUCAAUCUUCAAAGCUCCUUAUCCUUAACUUGAGAGAAAGAGACAGAGUGGCAGAGAGAAGGGGGAGAGAGAGAGUUUGAGAGAGAGAGAGAGAGAGAGAGAGAGAGAGAGAGAGAGAGAGAGAGAUUGAGAGACUGUAUAAAUGUGUUACAAACAAUUUCUACUUCACUGUUUGUGAGGCAAAUUAUAUAUUAACCAUUUCUUACUGUCUGUCAGAUUUUGUGCAGAUGUGCAUCUGUAUCAUAUAAAAUGUACAUAUUGCUUUGUUAUGUGAUGCAUUUUAAUAUACUUUAUUACGUUCAUUAAAAACAGUAUUCAAAGUUUAA